This is a messenger RNA of Phialemonium atrogriseum, 1737 nucleotides long. RefSeq lists its product as uncharacterized. NCBI's taxonomy places the organism in Eukaryota, Fungi, Ascomycota, Sordariomycetes, Cephalothecales, Cephalothecaceae. The record is from RefSeq and is a predicted model, not a curated record. The transcript has 2 exons. Bases 56 to 1606 code for a protein of 516 amino acids.
CCGUUAUCGUUCCAUCUUGUGUCACUCGAGCUUGCAUCGCAUCACCAUCUGCAUCAUGUCCGCGUCCAAGUUCAUGUCGUUCCUCUCGGCGGCUGCCUGGCGCGUGGCCGAGCCUCUUCACUUGGUGCCGGUCGUCACCGCACCCACUGGGCCUCCUCCAACAGUGCCCAGCGAUGAGGUCUUCCCCGUCCACUACUUUGACGAUACGUUCGUGAACCGGAAGAUGAUCAUGUGCUGGACCAUGAAAUUCGACGAUGUGCUCGACCCCGAAGCUCUGCGCAGCUCCCUGGCGAGGCUCUUGGAAAUUGGCGACUGGCGCAAGUUGGGUGGACGGCUCAGGUUGAUAGAGAAGACGGGAAAGCUCGAGAUCCACGUCCCAGAGAAAUUCACCGCUGAACGGCCGGCCGUGCGAUAUUCCCACGUCAACCUAGACAUCAGCAUCGACGAAGAUCCUCUAGCAUCGCAGCUCCCCAAGGCGACAGACGUCCCAUCCCUCCACCCCGGGCCCAUGAGAUUCCGCUCCCUCGGCAGCGGGCCCGGGUCGCCAACCACGAUCGAAGACUACCUCAACAGCGACAACCCGCAGCUCGCCCUGCACAUCAUCUCCUACACCGACGCGACGCUCGUCUCGCUCUCCUGGCCGCACACCAUGACCGACGCCAUGGGCCGCCGCGCCCUCAUCACGGCUUGGUGCCAAGUCCUCGCCGGCAACGAGUCCGAGGUGGCGCCACUGCUCGGCGCGCGCGAAGACGCCGCGUCGGCGCUGGGCGCGGCGCUCCCGACGUAUGGGCAGGAGGAGGCGUACGCGCUGGCGGAGAAGCAGCUGCGCGGUCUGCAGAUCCUAUUUCUCAUGUUUCGCUCCCUCUGGGACAUUCUGUUCAUGCCCAAGGUCCUCCAGACGAUCGUGUUUACCCGCCAGGCGGUCUCCCGUCUGGUGCAGGAGGCGAGGGACGAUAUUUCCAACGACGACCAGGUCGACAAGGGCGCGUUCGUCAGCGAGGGGGACGUGCUAACGGCGUGGUCGACGCGCAUGGCGGCGCUGGCGCUUCCGCGCGGCUCGACGCGCUCCAUCGUGGUGGGGACGGUGUUCGAGCUGCGCGGCCGGUUGAAAUCCAUAUUCCAGUCCGGCGGCGUGUACAUCCAGAACCUGGUCUUCUCCGCCACGGCAGUGCUGCCGGCCGCCGAGGUGCUCGGGAAACCGCUGGGCCAUGUGGCUCUGGCCAUUCGUCGGACCAUCACGAUGCAGACGUCCGAGUCGCAGAUACGGGCGCAAGCCCAGGCUUUGCGUCGAUCGCUCGACGGCAGCGGCCACAUGCCUGGGUUUGGGGACGCGAGCAGCCUCAUCGUUGGCUUCAGCAACUGGACCAAGGGUGACUUCUUCAACGUUGUGGACUUUGGCCCGGCCGUGGUGCAUAAGGGUGAAGAGCGUCGUGAGAGGGCUGGGAAGCCCGUGUAUUUCCACUCUCAAACUCACGAGGAGACGCCCAUGGCGAUCAACAUUUUCAAUAUUCUUGGAAGAGACGCUGAGGGGAACAUGUGGAUCACGGGAUAUCUGCCUCCUUCGGUCUGGUUAGUGGUCGAGGAGGAACUAAGAAGGCUCGCCUAACUGAUGGGCUUGUGUUGAUGUUGGCUUGGUUGUACACUUUUGUUAACCUAUAUCAUCUCGUUUCUGUAAGCGCGUACCAAGCCUACAGGGGAAUAUUUCCGGUUCCUACGAGUGAAUUUUAAAAACGGCGG